AUCCACACCUUUCCACCAAGGAGGCUUGACUCCCAACAGCUCCGGUUACGUGUUAUCAUGUCCUGUAUAAGGAGCCAUUUUCAUGACUUCUGAGGAGAGGAGAACGCACUUUACCGAGUCUCCUCCAGAGGAUAAACUGCAUCUGUUUGGAGGAAAAAUGACCGCCCAGACAUCCAAGUUGGUGUUGUCAUUAGAUGCCAAAGACGUAGACUCGCUCAAAGACGGAGUGAACUUCAGGAAAAACCCAGAUGAUGGGAAGUGUUACAUCAUAUAUAAGAGCAGCGAUGGCUUUAAAGUAUGCAAGAAUCAGUGCAAACACCAAGGAGGGGUGUUUAUCAAGGAUAUAGAAGACCUGGAUGGAAGGACGGUUAAAUGUACCAAGCACAACUGGAAGUUGAACGUUUCAUCUAUGAAAUAUGUGAACCCGCCCGACAGCUUCCUGCAAGACGAACUUGAAGUUGAAAUCUUGGAUGAUGGGGGGAUGCAGCUAGUGGAGCUGAGCCCCAUUGAUCCCUGGAUGACAGAUCCCAGAGAGCCUCUGGAGCUCCAGGCAGGAGAAGUGAAAAUAACGUACCUUACCCACGCCUGCAUGGAGCUGCAGUUUGAACAAAAGCGCUUCCUGUUUGACCCAUGGCUGAUGGGUCCUGCCUUUGCCCGUGGCUGGUGGCUUCUCCACGAGCCCCCGGCAGACUGCCUGGAUAGACUCUGUGCAGCCGAUCUCAUCUACAUCAGCCACUUGCACUCGGACCACCUCAGUUACCCCACUCUGAAGGUGCUGUCAGAGAGGAGGCCCGAUGUUCCGAUAUACGUUGGCGACACAUCUAGACCAGUAUUUUGGUUUUUGGAGAAAAGCAAAGUCAAGCUAACCAAUAUCAAUGUCACUCCUUUUGGUGUUUGGCAAAUUGUUGACAAUAACCUGAGAUUUAUGAUUCUGAUGGACGGUGUCCAUCCUGAAAUGGACACCUGCAUCAUUGUUGACUAUAAGGGUCACAUUAUUCUGAACACAGUGGACUGUACCAGGCCAAAUGGGGGCAGACUACCAGAAAAGGUGGACCUGAUGUUGACUGAUUUUGCUGGCGGUGCAUCUGGUUUUCCAAUGACAUUUCAUGGGGGGAAAUACAAUGACUCUUGGAAGGCAGAGUUCAUCAAGAAUGAAAGGAAAAAGUUACUGAACUACAAAGCUACGCUGGUCAAGUCACUGCAACCGAGGAUCUACUGUCCCUUUGCUGGAUACUUUGUGGAAGCUCAUCCAUCAGACAAGAGCAUUAAGGAUACCAACAUCAAAAACAGACCAGAGGACCUCAAUGCACUCAUCAAUAAACUUGCACCAGACAUCAAGACAUGGACACCCAAGCCUGGCGCCAUGCUUGACCUUGGCCUUGCAUUGAAAGACCCCACAAGCAGCGAGGCCAUCACUGACCCUCCAGCCAAUACCAAAAUCUACAAGGACAGCUGGGAGUUUGACUUCUAUGUGGAUGAGCUGAACAGCACUGUCGAUAGUGAGAUAUUCAAACAUCAGGGCUGGAUCCAGUUUUAUUACACCUGGGCAGGCUUUCAAAACUACAACCUAGUGGUGCGGAUGAUUGAAACAGAUGACAACUUUAACCCACUGAGUAAUGGCUAUGACUACCUGGUGGACUUUUUGGAUUUGUCAUUUCCUUCCACGAGGCCGGAGAGAGAGCACUCCUACAUUGAGAUUAAAAACAGAAUUGGCGUGAUGAGAUACGUGGUGGUGCAUGGCUGCCUCUGGGAUGAUCUCUACAUUGGCUUUCAGAACCGCAUCAGCCGAGAUCCGGACAUCUACCACCACAGGUUCUGGAACCACUUCCAGACCCAGUUACCUCUUCGUUGUCCAGAUUGGGACCAGUUUCUGCAACAGGUCCCCCCCAUCCAGGAAACAGAUGCAUCAAAUGCAGGCUUACUGAGUUACUGCUCAAUUUUAUAGUUUUGGAAGGAGGGGAUGUGAAGAUAACGGUCCAAAGUUUGCCUGGUUAAAACAGUUUUUUUCUGCACUAACUAAAUGAUUAAUCAACGUUCUGCUGAGUACGGAUAUACUACUCUAAAUGGAAGGCAUUUAUUGCACUACAUUGGUAAAGGCAUUCACUCCUGCUAGAGGGUACUCACAAAUAUGAUUAUUUUUUAUAUAGAUUGAUUUUUGCUCCUGUGUCUAUGGAAGUUUUCUUUAGAAGGUACUCUGGGUUUUGUGUGGUUCCUCAUCAGAAUGAAUGGGGGCGGGGGGGGGACCAAUUAUUAAACAAGGCCACACCUCAACUGCAUUUCGUAUUACUCCCUUCCCUCUUUGUUUCAUUCUUUCCGCAGGAGUCCUUUUCUUCUCUCCCUACCAACUGUCCAUAAAAUGGCAAAUGGCUUGUACAGCACUUUUACCUAGUCUGACGUCCUCCAAAGCACUUCACACUACAGUUUUAGUCAUUCAGCCAUUCACACCCUGACAGUGGUGAGCCAUGUUAGUAGCUACAGCUGCCCUGGGGCAGGCUGACCAAGACAAGGCUGCCAUUCACCAGCACCACAGGGCCCUCUGACCACCACCAGCAGGCAGUGCGGUGAAAUGUCCUGCCCAAGUACACAACGACAGAGACAGUCAGAGUAGGGGAUCAAACCAGCAACCCACCAAUUGCAGGAUGAACUCCCUAACCUCUCUGCCACCGCCCACAUAACCCUCAUCCCUUCUUAUGACCUUCAUGUACUACUAAUGGUUUUCCUUUUUUAGAUUCAGACACUUUAGGAAAACAGAAUUUUAUGUAUUCCCAAGAUAGGAAGGCAUUGAUUCACAUUUAGACUCAUUUAUUAGGUACCUCUGCUCAAAUCUGAUUAGCAAAUGAGCCAAUCACAUCACAGCAACUCAAAGUAUUUAGCCAUUUAGACGUAAAGACAAUGACUUGCUGUUGUUCAAAGAGAGCAUUGGAAUUAAACAUGGCAAAGAUGUCUGUCCCAGCAAAGCUGAGCUGAGUAUUUGAAAAAUCUCUGCUGGGGUUUUGACAUACAACCAUCAGUCCGAUUUACAGAGAAUGGACUGAAACAGAGAACAUAUCCAGUAAGACAAUCUAGAGUUCAAGAUGACAUAACUAUACAGCGGCUCAAAUGAUAAAUAUUUACAACCAAGGUAUCCAGAAUACCAUCUCUGAACAUAAAUCUCCAUGGAACUUCGAAGCAGGCGGACCACAUUAGCAGAAUACCUUACCUGGUACCCCUCCUGUCAUCUAAAAACAAGACACUUCGCCUGUGAGUCAAACAGGCUCACCAAAAUUUAAAUAUAUCAGAUUGAAAAACUGUUGCCUGGUCAGAUGACUUCAUUUAAUUUCAGCUGCAACAUUUAGAAGCUGUGUACACAAUAUGAAAGCCAAGCUGCUUGUGUCAGUGGUUCAGGCUGGUGAUGGUAUAAUACUAAGGAAGAAAGACCAUUGAAGUGGCUUUGCACACUAACUAUACAACUUAAAAUGAACAAGAAAUGCAAAAAGAAAGAUUAUUUCCGUUAUUUAUGUAUUUCUCACAAUUUGGUCCACAAAAUCUUUCCAUCAUCAAGUUCAGGGAGAGAAUUGUAACCCAUGUCUGCAUUUUCUUCCUGUCAUCCAUGUUCCCACUCCUCCACAAUCGUUUCUGUUUUUGCUCAUUCAUUCAGUCCACAAAAUGCAAGUAUUUCAAGGUCUUCUACAUAACUGGUUCAUUGCUAGUUUCCAUUUCACAACUAACCCAUUCACUAUAUCUUUCUUACUCAAUCCAACACCUUUUUGCUCAGUCUUAUUCACUCCUAAUUUUCCUGAGGUACAAUUUGGUUGGAUUUUAAUUUGGCCAGGUGAUGACUCUCCUUCUUCUUUAACUCUCCUUCUUUUUAACUACUAUUCAUGAGACUCCAAUAAUGAAACCCAACCUUUUAGCCUCCUCCUGUCUCUUUUAUCUGUGAUUAAAUUAUAAAGUAUAUGUUGAUGUGUCCUGGUUUUCGCUAAUAAAAUAUCUUGCACUAUGACGAUGGGGAAAACUGGUCUGUUUUGACAGUAGCACUAGGGAUUAUAAUCAAACCUUUAACCUGAUCACACAAAGCUAUUGUUUAAAGGGUAAUGGUGAUAGAGGAAUGAAUGAUUUUUUUGUGAGGCAGUUUUGACAAACUGAUGUCAUAGUUCUGUGGUACUGGUAUUGAUUUAUGAAAUGCAAUGGUUUUGUUUGCUUUUAGGGGGUGGAGUACAAAACUCUGGAGGUAUUAGUCUUAAUUAAGAUGAAUGUAAUUUGUUUUUUGGGUGGGACAGUAAAUCAGACUAAAUCUCUCCUGUUUGAGGUCAGUUACACUUAUCAAAGUUAUUUCUAUGCUCUAAAUGCCAAAAAUGUUUGACUUUACACCUCCACAGCAUGAUGCUGCCACCACUGUACUUCACAGUUGGGAUUGAGUUUGUAUAUGUCGAUGUCUCUUUUAAAGUGUAUGGAAACAUCUGGUUUCAACUGUGUGUGAAUGGUUGAAUGACAAUAUUUGUAUGUUGUCAGAUGGUUAAAGGGAAUAAAUGAAUUUGAAACCA
Molecule: messenger RNA, 4523 nt
Organism: Fundulus heteroclitus (mummichog)
Lineage: Eukaryota; Metazoa; Chordata; Actinopteri; Cyprinodontiformes; Fundulidae
Gene: cmah
Product: cytidine monophospho-N-acetylneuraminic acid hydroxylase
Exons: 16
Coding region: 83-1945 (620 amino acids)
Molecular function (GO): 2 iron, 2 sulfur cluster binding
Source: RefSeq, a predicted model, not a curated record